Messenger RNA from Symbiodinium natans, 558 nucleotides. NCBI's taxonomy places the organism in Eukaryota, Dinophyceae, Suessiales, Symbiodiniaceae. The record is from the annotation of a GenBank genome assembly.
AUGCUCUUUCUCCUGUUAGACGAGGAGCAGGGAGUCGAUCAAACACCGUCCAUCGACCUUAAUCGGCGCAUGCUGUGGGUGGACGAGAACACUGGGAAGAUUUCAGAAGCGAACGACAUUUUGAUGGACAUGGUGGAUCACCUGGACGAGAUGGAUACCCACAUCGUCAAAGGAGAAACAGAUGGCAAAGAUCCGGUGAUCGCUGCCAGGCGCAGCAGGGAGCCUGUCUCGAAAGGGCGAAUCCUGCGCGGCGUUUGGAAGGACGGCCGGCCUAUGCGCCAGGGCUCGAAGAAUCCCUGGAUCGACUUCGAUGAGUUGCAGAAAGAUGCCAAGGAGAUUCGGAAGAAGAACGCGUCGAAGAGGCGCGCGGAGGCAGAGGCGAAGAAGGCAGCAGAGGCAAAGCCGAAGAAGAAGCGCAGCAGCUUCGACGAGGACGAUCAGCCGACGCCACCGCCGCUCCCGGCGCAUUUGCAAAUCCUCAAAGAAGACCGCGACAGGAGAAAGAACGAGAAGUUCGUGGUGAAGCAGAAGAAGAAAAGGGCCUUCACCGCAGGGUGA